Rotaria sp. Silwood1 is the source of this 756-nucleotide messenger RNA. Lineage: Eukaryota; Metazoa; Rotifera; Eurotatoria; Philodinida; Philodinidae. The record is from the annotation of a GenBank genome assembly.
AUGAAGAAUCAAAAUAUUCGUUGCGAUAAAUCAAAAUCAAAUCGUGUUGAAAAUGGCAGAACGUAUUUUUUUCGUGCACGUGUUAAUGAUGAACAAGAAACUAAUGAUGUUAAUGAUGAACAAGAAACUAAUGAUGUUAAUGAUGAACAAGAAACUAAUGAUGUUAAUGAUGAACAAGAAACUAAUGAUGUUAAUGAUGAUGAAUGUUCUUCUUCUACGUCUUCGAUAACUGGAAAACUUGUGAUAGAUGAGUCAUAUCAAGAUGAACAUGAAGCACAAAUUGAAAAAACUUUUCAAGUAACCUGCCAUCGAUUGAACGAAAAUAAUGAUUACGAACAGUCGUCACCAUCAUCAAGUGCUAUAUAAUAUAUAGCACGUGUAUUAAAUGUGAAUCCAGAUGAAUUAUAUUUUUCAAAACAUAAAACAGACAUCACGAAAACAUGUCGUGCUGUGACGAAACUUAUUUAUCCGGAUCGAUCUCAACGUGCUACAACACAAAUUACAGACUUACCAAUUCACAAACGUCGAGCUAUACACGAAUAUUGUAGAUUUGUGCAUCGACAACCCGAUGCACCAACACGUUCAUUAGACAACACGAUUAGUAAUCGGAGUCCAACGGGAUCAUCAACACCGGUUAAUUGUCUAAGUGGUUCUAUAUCUAUUUCAUCAGGAUCUUUUUUAGGUUCUAUUGAUGAAUUUCGAAUUUACAAUCGACAAUUAAGUAAUCAUGAAAUUUGUGUACUUGCUAAUAUGUAA